AUAUAAAGGCUCACCGCUGAGAGAGAUAAUCGCUGUUGAAAAAUUUUGGAGAAUUUUUCUGUUCGAACAUUCUUGCCUUUGUGCGGUACGAAUUUUGAGAACGAUGUCUACGGCGCCGGAAAAAUCUGAUUCCACUUCUGCUCCUGCUCCUGCUCCUGCUCCAGUUCCCCCGCCUGUUGCGACUGGAGCUCCAACCGACGCUGUGGACGAUAAGGAAAAAGCUGUGGUUCCAGUGCCUAUCGUUAAUAAAACCAAAGAAGAACCUGUAACAAAGAAGGCUUCCAGUGGGUCUAUUGACAGGGAUAUUGCUCUUGCGGAGGUUGAAAAAGAGAAAAGGUCUUCCUUCAUCAAGGCCUGGGAAGAUAGUGAAAAAUCAAAGGCUGAGAACAAGGCACAAAAGAAGCUCUCUUCUGUAUCUGCAUGGGAGAACAGCAAAAAAGCCAAUCUGGAAGCUAAAUUGAAAAAUAUUGAGGAACAAUUGGAGAAGAAGAAGGGUGAAUACGGAGAAAGAAUGAAAAACAAAGUAGCUUUGAUUCACAAAGAAGCAGAGGAAAAAAAGGCAAUGGUGGAAGCACAACGUUCAGAGGAACUGCUGAAGGCGGAGGAGACGGCUGCCAAAUUCCGAGCAACUGGAACCGUCCCAAAGAAAUUUUUGGGAUGUUUUUGAAAGUUUUAUAUGAUGAUCUCUUUAUUUCUUAUUAUUAUUAUUAUUAAAAUGUGUCUUUUUCCUGUCUUUGUUUGUAAAUCUUCGUGGUUGCCUGUGAAUGCUUCUUCUUCGGUAACUCUUUAUUAUUUUUCUUCUGCUUUUGU
Molecule: messenger RNA, 810 nt
Organism: Cucurbita maxima (winter squash)
Lineage: Eukaryota; Viridiplantae; Streptophyta; Magnoliopsida; Cucurbitales; Cucurbitaceae
Exons: 5
Coding region: 104-667 (187 amino acids)
Source: RefSeq, a predicted model, not a curated record